This is a messenger RNA of Botrytis byssoidea, 2778 nucleotides long. RefSeq lists its product as uncharacterized. Bases 1 to 2778 code for a protein of 925 amino acids. Gene Ontology annotation, molecular function: GTP binding; GTPase activity. The record is from RefSeq and is a predicted model, not a curated record. The transcript is spliced from 2 exons. Gene Ontology annotation, cellular component: mitochondrial outer membrane. Gene Ontology annotation, biological process: mitochondrial fusion. NCBI's taxonomy places the organism in Eukaryota, Fungi, Ascomycota, Leotiomycetes, Helotiales, Sclerotiniaceae.
AUGAGUCAAAAUAAUAGAAAAGGAAAGGGAAAGGGCAGAGGCGGACAAGCAAGUUCGAGCGACAAUUCUAAUAGCAAUACUCCAAAUGGUGGUCGACCACAAUAUAUGACUGUUGGACCUGGAAGUGCACCGGAAAGUGCUGCAAGACUACAAGCGCUCCUUGACAAUGACUCUGGGUAUGGAGGUAGUGUGGCUGGCGAAAGCUCGAACGGGAUUCCAUCAUGGAAUCCUACACUGACACCGGAUAGACCUACUCCUCCACCCUCUUCCCUUCCUCGAGGACAAUCGAAUGAAGUUUCUGAGAACGAGAGACGGUCGCAGGCAAAUGCAAUACAUCAACUAUGGUACAACCAACAUCGGGUCACUCUCGGUAGAUCAAUCAAUCGUGUGGUGGAAACUCUGAAGUCGUUGCAAGAAAUGAACGCACAAUGGCCAGCAAUCUACCCCUCAGUUCAGCGCGAAGAAUCUCAACAUCAUCGACAGGACCCACGGCCAGGUUUGGUACAUACGCAAACUGGUAUCAGGUCAUCAACACCUGAACCUCGUCCGGGACAAGUGCGACGUGCUAUGACAUCUAUCGGUGAGGGUAGCAGCAAUGCGGAGUCGAGUCAAGCUGCGGAAUCAAGAUCAACUCCGGAACCCCGACUUGUAACACCACAGAUCGCACAGGAGUUUUCUAUCUUAAAGUUGGAUUUGAAAUUGGGAUCCUUACAUCAAACCGAGUUGGUACAUUCUUUGGAAAAGGCUUCGAUCGCAUCUCUGCUUGAUGGAAAAAUUAGUUCGAGCAUAAAUCAUUUACUCUCACUACGAGAACGGAUCGAAGAUUCUUCGAGUAAGGUCCUAGUGACGGGAGAUUUAAACACUGGAAAAUCGACAUUCUGCAAUGCACUUCUGCGACGAAAGAUUUUACCAGAGGAUCAACAACCUUGUACGAGCAUAUUCUGUGAGGUUUUGGAUGCGAGAGAAAAUGCAGGAAUCGAAGAAGUACAUGCGGUACACAAGGAAACCAUCUACGAUCGACAUGACGAAAGCACUUUUGACGUUUACACGAUUCAAGAUCUGGAACAGCUCGUCCUUGACAACGAUACUUACACACAAUGCAAGGUCUACGUCAAGGAUGUACGCACAAUUGACGAGUCCUUACUGAAUAACGGAGUGGUGGAUAUUGCAAUCAUCGAUGCGCCUGGUCUCAACUUGGAUACUACGAAAACAACUGCGGUGUUUGCUCGACAGGAAGAAAUUGAUGUAGUCGUCUUCGUUGUCUCGGCGGCCAACCACUUUACACAAACUGCGCGAGAAUUUAUUUGGGCGGCAGCCGCGGAAAAAGCAUAUAUUUUUAUGGUUGUCAAUGGAUAUGACAAUAUUAGAGAUAAGGAACGAUGCCAAAAAAUGAUUUUGGAGCAAAUUCAAGGUUUAAGUCCUAGAACUUUUAAGGAAUCCUCUGAACUCGUUCAUUUCGUAUCGAGUAACGCUAUUCCUACUGCUGCACUUGGCCCUCCUGGUCCACCGGGUGGAAGUGGUGGCGGAAGCGGUAGUUCUAGUGGAGGUAGCGGUGAUGGACCGGAUUUCGAUGAUGGCUCAGAUCCGAAAGGGAAGGGCAAGGGCAAGGACAAGGAAAAGAUUAGAGACUUUGAGAUUCUUGAGCAGUCACUGCGUCGAUUUGUUCUCGAGAAGCGAGCUAGAUCCAAGUUGGCUCCAGCAAAGACUUACUUACUCAAUGUUCUGAGUGAUAUUCAAAGUCUUGCCACUGUCAAUGCAGAGGUUGCACAAUCUGAACUGGAUCGUGUUACCAAGGAAUUAGCAGAUAUCGAGCCAAUGCUCGAGGCUUCUCAAAAGGCAAAGGCCGAAGUCAGCGAUGAUAUCGACCGAACUAUUGAUGCAACAUGCAAGGGCAUUUACGAUUACACCCGCUCGACGCUCAACGAUACAAUAGCUAGAACAGCUGAUGGUGAUCUUGGCAUUCCAUAUCCAGGACUAUUCGGUGCUUUCCAGUAUGCCGAUGACAUCAAGGAAGCUAUUAUGUCCGAAAUAUCUGCCACAGUCUCCGCCUGUGAAGAACAUGCACGUCGUAAGACAGUUGAUGGCGUAACACAGAUCAAGCAACUUGGCAUCUUACAUCUUGGUGAUGAGUAUACAGACUUGAGUUUCAGAAGCGACAUCAUGUUCAAGCGCAAGCGUGAUAUUCUUGCCAAGCAUCUUGACAUUGAGACUGAGUUGUGGGAUUUCUUUGAUUUUUCUACUCUACUUCAACGACAAGAGAAGAUGGCUGGAACUGGUAUGGCAAUGACUGUUGCUACUGUCCUUGGUAGUCGUGCAAUUGGCGGAUUCGGAUGGGUUGAUGGUGCUCUGUCUGCCGCAAAGAUUAUGGGUAACAAUAAUUUGCGUAGAUUGAUCGUGCCAGGAAUAUUAGCAGGAGCUAUCGCCGCAGCUUACUACGUCCUGAACCAAAUUCCCCAGUCACUUCCCCAUCGCCUCUCCUCCAAGAUCUCUACUCAACUUUCUGCAAUUGAUUACGUACACUCCAACAGUGAUCGCAUCUCUUCAUCAGUACGCAAGGUUCUUCGAUUCCCUGCCGAUAAUCUUCGAGUUGGUCUUCAACGUUCAGUUGAACAACUUGGUACCAAGCGUGAAGAGACCAGAAAGAUCAGGGGUGAAAGUGAAGUUGCUAGGAAGUAUUUCGGCAACUUGGUCAACAAAAGUGCGGAAAUCAGAAAUAAUGUCGAGAGUGUGGAUUUGGAGGGACCAGCUCCAGGAGUGGCCGCUGCAUACGAUGCUUAG